Messenger RNA from Ustilago hordei, 2325 nucleotides. RefSeq lists its product as uncharacterized. Gene Ontology annotation, molecular function: RNA polymerase II CTD heptapeptide repeat phosphatase activity. The record is from RefSeq and is a predicted model, not a curated record. Gene Ontology annotation, cellular component: nucleus. Lineage: Eukaryota; Fungi; Basidiomycota; Ustilaginomycetes; Ustilaginales; Ustilaginaceae. Bases 1 to 2325 code for a protein of 774 amino acids. The transcript has a single exon.
AUGUCCCAAGCAGACGCAGCAGAAUGCAAGCACCCAGUGCAACUCUUUGGCAUGUGUGCCCUCUGCGGCCAACCUGUCGACACUGAAUCCGAAGAAUCCGCCUCUCUCUCCGUCAUGCACUCCCACGCCGCCGUCAAAGUCUCUGCCGAAGAAGCACAACGCCUUGACUCCGAAACCACCUCCCAUCUCCUCUCCCAACGCAAACUUGCACUCAUCGUCGAUCUCGACCAAACCGUAAUUCACGCAACCGUCGACCCCACCGUUGGUGAAUGGAUGAAAGACGAAUCCAAUCCCAAUUACGAAGCGCUCAAGUCCGUCGGCAAGUUCCGUCUCGGUAUCGACGGAGAAGAGAUCAAAGAUGACGACGACGACUCCGCUCCCAAAGACUCCGCAGCAGCACUAAAAGCAUCACGAGCGUGUUGGUACUACGUCAAACCGCGACCUGGAGUGCCCGAAAUAGUCAAGAAACUAUCAGAGAAGUACCAGUUGCAUGUGUAUACGAUGGGAACGAGGUCGUACGCGAAUUGCGUGUGCAAGCUGAUCGAUCCCGAUGCAAGUAUUUUUGGGAAUAGGAUCUUGUCGAGGGAUGAAAAUGGAAGUUUGGUGAGGAAGAGUUUGAAUAGGUUGUUCCCCGUGGAUCAUAGUAUGGUGGUGAUCAUUGAUGAUAGAGAGGAUGUUUGGAGUAGGAGUCCGAAUUUGUUGCCGGUAGUGCCGUAUGAGUUUUUUGUGGGCAUUGGGGAUAUUAAUGCUACAUUUUUGCCUCCAACGCCGGCUCCGCCCGGUGCAGUACCGGAUGCAGCAGCAGCAGGAGUAGCAGUGGGGGCAGGAGUUGCUUCUACCUCGGCGAGCAAGCUGGAUGAUGCGUCGAGCGCAGCUUCCUCUCCCUCUGCGAAAUCGGAUACAGAUGCAGCGAGCAGCGCUAGUACUACCGCAACAUCUGAUACUACGAUAGAAGAAGCGCUUCAGAAGGCGAGGGAAGAAGGCAAAACGGAGGAGGAAGUAGCACAAGUCCGCGCAACGGCGUUGCAAUUUGCGGCACAAACCGAAAAGUUGCAAAGCAAAUUGGCGGAACAGCGAGAAGCAAGACCAUUAGCAAAGAUGCAAGAGGCCUUGGAUGAGAAACUAGGUAAAACAAAUGGGUCUGCAUCACGGUCUGGCACAGCUACGCCGAAUGGGAGCGGUAGUGCGACACCGGCUGGUGAAAGUUCAACAGAGGCAGAAAGCAGCGAUGCGGUAGCAGCGCAAACAACAGCAGAGGAAAAGACACAAGCAACAGAAAGCAGCACUCCCCCAUCAUCAUCAGAUCGAACAUUACCACCCCUCCCCCCACCCCCACCUCUACCACCACACCGCUCACACGCAGUUCUAGUAGACGACGAUACCGAACUCGACCGAGUCUAUUCCAUCCUCGGCUCCAUUCACACUGAAUGGUAUUCUGCCUAUGACAAACUCCAAUCCCAAACCCCGACCCCAACUACCAAACCAUCCGUCGUAGACCUCAUCUCCGCACAAAAGACAAAGGUUUUGGCUGGUUGCACCAUCGUCUUCUCCUCGAUGAUCCCCACCGGUCACAAUCCCGAGACAUCCGAUCUUUGGGCUCUCGCACGCGAAUUCGGCGCCACCCCCGCGUUCGAAGUAGAAGAAGGAGUCACAACCCAUGUCGUUGCUGCUCGACAAGGCACACUCAAGGUUGUCAAUGCAACGAGAUUGGCGAGGGCGGGGAAGGUCGAGUUAGUCUGGCCAAGCUGGUUCCACGUCUCGACGAGUAGGUGGGAGAGACAGGAUGAAGCGUUGUAUAGGUUACCCUGGGAACAUGAGAUUUUAGAUGCUUUCGAAUGGGCUCAAGCGAGAGUGGCCGAGGAGAAACGGCAGGAGGAAGAGAAAGAGAAAGCUAAAUCCCAAAAGAGGGAGAAAGCGACGCAAGAAAAAGCUCUCGCAGAUGCAGAUGGAGGCGAACAAGGAGAAGCACUCUUUGAAAAUGAACUAAACGAUAUGGAUUGGGGUGCUGCAGCUGACGAAGUCGAUGCAUAUCUAGACUCUGCUACUACGGCUAGUAAUACUUCUUCCCCCUCUCCAUCUAUGCUAGCUACCGAUGGGGACUUGCGGGAGAUCAACGAUGGGGAUGAACCGAUAGUUGGGCUUUCAGAUAGCGUCGGGAGUAAGAAGAGAGGGAGGGGAGAUGGAGAAGGGGAAGAUGGGUUGCAGAAGAAGCAAAGAUCGGCGGAGGGGCAGGGGGAGGGAGAGGAAGAGGAUGACGAAGAUGGUGGUGAUUCGUUUUUGGAUGAUUUGGCGAACGAACUUGAUGGGCAGUUGGAUAAUGAGUAG